CGGGCAGGCAGGAGGUGAGUCCAGCGCGAGAGGACGCGCGAGGCAGCCAGCGGCGAACGCGGAAGGGAGUCUCUUUUUCAGGAGCUUGGAUACGGCCGUCCGGCGCAGGGCCUCGAAGGCAAGGCGCCGGGGAGGAGGAGCCGCUUCAGCCCCAGCCUGCGUGCGUCAGGUCCUGCGGGCAACUCGGCAAAGUUCAGGGAAGGCAGGAAAGCGGCGCCUUUGAGGCGAGAGAAGAAGCGAGCCCAGCCCAGCCCGGAGCGAGGUCGGAGGCGGGGGUGGGUGGCUGUGGGGGGCUUUCCCAGUCCUCGCUUUCGAGGGCGCGAAGGCAUCUCCCCGGGGGAAAAGUUUCUGGCGUGGCCGGGAGCGGACGGCUGGACUGAAGAAGCGGGGUCCCAUGGAGGGACGGGAGCUGCAGGAACAGCCGCCCGAGCCGGAGGGACGCCAAGGCGUGCAGCCCUGAGCGGCGGCGCACGGUUCCUCGGGGUCUCCAUGGGCGCGGGCGGCGUGCCUUAGGGAGGCAGGCGGGCGCCCGCCUCGGUGCCGUCAUGGCCAAAUGGCUGAACAAAUACUUCAGCCUGGGCAAUAACAAGACCAAGAGCCCUCCGCAACCGCCCCGUCCGGACUAUCGGGACAAGCGGAACGGCACGGCGGGAGCCGGAGGCGGAGGGCAUCACAACCAUCACCACAACCACCACCACCACACGUCGCCGUGCUUCCCGCGCCACGACACCAGCGACCUGCUCCGCGCCUACCGCGCUCAGAAGGAGCGCGACUUCGAGGACCCUUACAGCGGGCCGGGCUCGUCGCUGCGCAAACUGAGGGCGCUCUGCCGAGCCGAGUAUUGCGCGCCGGAGGAGCUGCUGGUGGAGUCGGCCGGUCCCAAGCCCUUCUCGUCCUCGUCCUGCUGCGGCGGCGGCGGCGGCGGAGUUAGCAGCGGCGGGAGCAGCGCCGCCGUCGCCCCCACCCCCUCGACGGCUUCGGUUUCGCCUCAGCUCUUCCGCAGCCACAGCGAACGCCGCGCUGCCACCCCGCCCGACUCCGCGUCGGUCAAGUACAUUUCCCCUAAGCACCGGCUAAUCAAAAUAGAAAGCAACGAAGGCGGUAAGGGCGGAAGCGGCGUCCCCAUCACCUGGAGCCCGCCGGGAAUUGGCGGAGCCGGAAAAAAGAAGCUCAACAAGUGUGGCGAACAAGGGGAGGGCGGCGGUGGCAGCGUCUCUUUAACCAAGAAGGAGAAAGUUUUAAUAGCUGAUGACUACUCGGAUCCAUUUGAUGCCAAGAGUGAAGUCAAUAAAAUGGGCAAAGGAGAAAACACUGGCUAUAUGGAACCAUAUGAAGCUCAGAGGAUCAUGACAGAGUUACAGAGGCAAGACUGUGUGAAGCCCCAGCAAAAAGACAUCCAGCUCUAUGACACACCUUACGAACCUGAAGGCAAUGGUGUGGAAUCUGAUUCAGAAAGUGCUGUGAGUCAACGCCUGAGAGAGAGCAAGUUGCCACAGGAUGAUGAUAGGCCUGCAGACGAGUAUGACCAGCCAUGGGAAUGGAAUAAGGUCACCAUUCCUGCUUUGGCAGCCCAGUUCAACGGAGGAGAGAUAAGGCAAUCUUCACCUUCUCCAUCUUCAAGUGAUCGGCGCCGACAGCUUCGGGCACCUGGGGGAGGCUUCAAACCUAUCAAACAUGGUAGUCCAGAAUUCUGUGGAAUCUUGGGGGAGAGAGUGGAUCCAACUAUUCCACUGGAAAAACAAAUAUGGUAUCAUGGAGCAAUCAGUCGGACAGAUGCAGAAAACCUCUUGCGCUUGUGUAAAGAAUGUAGUUAUCUAGUGAGGAACAGCCAAACAAGCAAGCAUGACUAUUCACUUUCUUUAAAGAGUAACCAAGGGUUUAUGCACAUGAAGUUGGUAAAGACCAAAGAGAAGUAUAUUUUGGGUCAGAACAGCCCUCCCUUUGACAGCGUGCCUGAGGUGAUUCACUACUACACUGCAAAGAAACUGCCUGUCAAAGGAGCUGAACAUUUGUCACUCCUGUACCCUGUAGCUGUCCGGACCUUAUAAUUGUUCUACACACGCUCCUUCCUGUGGAUUGGAGAUGAAGGCUGCAGCAGCAGAAGGAUCCUUGCAUCAGCAAUCGCGCAGCAUUUCUUGGAAACAGAGGGCCCCUUUGGGUCUUUCCAGAAACAGACUGUUGUAUAGUAGUAUGAGUGGAAUUGUUGCACUACUUUGCAUGUCCUGUGUGGAAACGUUGGCUUCUAUUUAUAUGAGAGAAAAUGGAUUCAGACGUUAGAAGAAAUUGCAUCUCCCCCCCCCCCCCCAGGAAUCCCACCCUCCCACGCUCCCAGGAAUGGAAAUCUUGCCAAACCCAAAGAAAGCUCUGGAAAACUUUCUGCCUGUGGCCCACAACGUGUUCCCACCCUGGCUCUUUGGGGGGUGGGGG
Pseudonaja textilis is the source of this 2427-nucleotide messenger RNA. The record is from RefSeq and is a predicted model, not a curated record. NCBI's taxonomy places the organism in Eukaryota, Metazoa, Chordata, Lepidosauria, Squamata, Elapidae.